GGCGGUAAAUGCAACGAAAAAGAUGCCAACUGCCUAUAAACUCCAAAGAAGAAGAAGAUGCACGUUGUAAACGCUUGUAACACUGCGACAUAGUGAGGACUUUACUUGAUCUUCUUUCAAAGCGUUGAAAACUCACACAGCUAUAAUGGACGACCGCGAGCUGGACCUGACAGAGGCACAGAAAGCUGUCAAGUCAAAAUAUCCGCCGAUUAACAAAAAAUAUGAAUACCUGGAUCAUACAGCAGAUGUUCAAAUCCACUCCUGGGGAAACUCUUUAGAGGAAGCAUUCGAGCAGUGUGCCAUGGGCAUGUUCGGGUACAUGACGGACACGGAGACAGUGGAGCCGAUUGAUACUGUCGAUGUAGAAUCAGAGGGUGACGACAUGGAGUCUCUUCUUUUCCACUUCCUUGAUGACUGGUUAUUCAAGUUUUGUGCAGAUCUCUUCUUUGUUCCCAGGGAGAUCAAAGUUUUACACAUAGACAGAAUACACUUCAAGAUCCGCUCCAUUGGUUGGGGUGAAGAGUUCUCCCUGGAAAAACAUCCACAGGGAACUGAGGUGAAAGCCAUCACAUACUCCGCAAUGCAGAUCCAUGAUAUAGAAAAACCAGAGAUAUUUGCCAUUGUUGAUAUCUGACAGUGGCUCCAGAAGCAAACAACAGUCCUGGUUCGAUGAAACUGGAGUAUCUACUUGGCCCAUUUAAGUGGCCUUUAGUCUAAGGCACUUACAAUUCGCUUGUAAAAUCUAAUUUUCUACUUGGAAGUUGAACUGUUCACUACCAGGAGCAAAACACAGCAACCCAACAUUUCUUGUGAUUAUGGGUGCACACAGUACAGUGGCGGAGCAGUGAUAUGACACUGAUAUGUUAUACAUUGAAUCAUUUCAGAAAUCAAAAAAACAUGGAAAUAGCAGAAUUCUUUCCUUAAAGUCAAUAAGUAAAAGUAAAACUUGAAACGAUGCAGUUGCUUUUUAACACAUUUAACUUGAAAUGCUGUCAUAAAUUCUUAUUUAUCACAUUUUUUAAAUUGUUUUGAUGCCUUAAUAAUCAUUGUAAAUAAAUCAACAGAUGUUUAUUUUUUUCUGUGGGAUUGAAUAAACGAUUACCGGUAUUUUAAAAUAAAAAAAAAAUGUUUUUGAGUAUGUUGUGGGUUUUUUUGUAAUUCUGGAGGACAAAGCAGUUAUCAGGGGCUCCAAAUGAUUAAUUUCAUAGCAAAAACUUAAACUAACAAUUGACUCUUGAUGACACAUAAACUAGCCUUUAUAUAAAUGUGGAAUAAACACUGAGGAUUUCA
Messenger RNA from Centropristis striata (black sea bass), 1290 nucleotides. It is a transcript of the gene tslig1, whose product is annotated as zinc finger and BTB domain containing 8 opposite strand. Lineage: Eukaryota; Metazoa; Chordata; Actinopteri; Perciformes; Serranidae. The record is from RefSeq and is a predicted model, not a curated record. Bases 146 to 634 code for a protein of 162 amino acids. The transcript is spliced from 7 exons. Gene Ontology annotation, cellular component: tRNA-splicing ligase complex. Gene Ontology annotation, biological process: tRNA splicing, via endonucleolytic cleavage and ligation.